Aspergillus luchuensis is the source of this 1071-nucleotide messenger RNA. RefSeq names its product IGBP1/TAP42 family protein. The transcript is spliced from 3 exons. Lineage: Eukaryota; Fungi; Ascomycota; Eurotiomycetes; Eurotiales; Aspergillaceae. Gene Ontology annotation, cellular component: cytosol. The coding region runs from base 1 to 1071 and encodes 356 amino acids. Gene Ontology annotation, biological process: regulation of dephosphorylation; regulation of signal transduction. The record is from RefSeq and is a predicted model, not a curated record. Gene Ontology annotation, molecular function: protein phosphatase 2A binding.
AUGGAGCAGCCGCAAAAUCUACGAACCCUUUUUGCGGAAGCGAAAGCUGAAAAGUCUGCUUUAGAAACCCGCCCCGACAGCAACACGGAUGCAUACCGCAGUGAUGUCAACGCAACAAUAGCCAAGCUUGAGGAAUGCCAGCGGCAAGUGGGAUUGCUAUCUCUGUUCAGCUCGAACGAACCUUUGGAGGACAUCUCCACGACAGAUAUCCAAUACCUUACGGUAGAGUAUCAUCUUGCGGACCUUCUCCAAAGAACUUACAGCUCGGACCGUGAAGCUCUCCUCCGACGUGCGCUUGGGCAAUAUGAACGCUUCCUCGCCCGACUAGACGAUUACGAUGUCCUCAACGAAAAAGAUAAGAAGCUCUUUGAACGUUACACCUCGAACCCCACCUCUUUUUCCCUGACUACAACCAAUGAUGCUGCGACCCGCCGAGAAGUGAAGAUAAACAGAUUCAAGGAGGAGAAGGAGCUGAAGCAGAAAUUAGAGUAUUUUGCGAAUAACCAAAGCCGGCUACAAAGCGACGAGGAGGAUGUCCGGAAACUCUACCUCGCCGAGAUCAACCUCUACAUCCACCAGUCAUUCCAGUCCUUGGAUCUGCUGUCGCAAGAGCUGACUAUGCUGUCAACCAUCCGCAGUGCUCCGCCAAACCCCGCUGAGUCAUUGCAGGAUGAUCCACGUCGGCGGAAUCAGGCAAGCGAGUCGAGCUACUCCGAGCGACUAGAUCGUCCGAUUGCCGAACUGCUGAGAGGAGGGAAGUUCGGACCUAUCCUGAGCAAGGAGGGGAAGCCUAUGCAACCAUUCACGUUGCUUGAUCGCCGGACGCAGCUCCAGCAAGGGGUGUUCCGAUCGGGACAUAAUCUACCCACUAUGACGAUUGAUGAAUAUCUUGAAGAGGAGAAAAGGAGGGGUAACGUCAUCGAAGGCGGGGGGGAGAAGUCAGGCAUAAAGCCUGAGGUUGACGAAGAUGACAUGGACUUGGCUGAUGAAGAAACAAUGAAGGCCAGAGCUUGGGACGAGUAUAAAGAGGCGAAUCCAAGAGGCUCUGGCAAUACAUUGAAUCGGGGUUGA